Choloepus didactylus (southern two-toed sloth) is the source of this 1948-nucleotide messenger RNA. RefSeq names its product guanylyl cyclase domain containing 1 (gene GUCD1). NCBI's taxonomy places the organism in Eukaryota, Metazoa, Chordata, Mammalia, Pilosa, Megalonychidae. Bases 243 to 1043 code for a protein of 266 amino acids. The record is from RefSeq and is a predicted model, not a curated record. The transcript has 8 exons.
GCGGAGGCAGCGGGGCCGCCGCUGGAGCCGGGUUGGAUCCGUGAGCCCCAAGACUGGCAGUCGGCACCCAGGGGCUCACUUUGCCUGCAGUUGCAUAAGAGGGAGAUGGAGGAAGUCCAGCGCCUGUUUUGCUUGAGAUGAGCAUGCUGAGCUGGAGAAGGGUUAAGUGUUUGGGGCCGGCGAGACCCCCUCUUUCCCUCACAGCAGCUGCUAACUGAAGCCAGGCAGGCCCCAGCUCUCAGAUGAUUUCCCCAGCAUUCCCUUGGCUCCAGACACCAACAUGUGGCAGCACCUUGGGGUUUGAGGGACUGAAGCUGUUAUCGGAAAGAAGGCCAAGGCCUCUCCUGCCCUUAUCACCCCCAGCAGGGGACUUUGUGCAGCUGCCCGUGCCCGUGAUCCAGCAGCUCUACCACUGGGACUGUGGCUUGGCCUGCUCCAGGAUGGUGCUGCGGUACCUGGGCCGGCCGGACGACAGUGAGUUUGAGCACGCCCUGCGGGAGCUGCGGCUCACCCGGAGCAUCUGGACCAUCGACCUGGCCUACCUGAUGCGCCACUUUGGCGUCCGGCAUCGCUUCUGCACCCAGACCCUGGGCGUCGACAAGGGCUACCGCAACCAGUCCUUCUACAGGAAGCACUUUGACACGGAGGAGACCCGGGUGAACCAGCUGUUUGCACAAGCCAAAGCCUGCAAGGUGCUGGUGGAGAAAUGCGCGGUGAGCCUGCAGGACAUCCAGAAGCACCUGGCGCAGGGCCACGUGGCCAUCGUACUGGUGAACUCGGGGGUGCUGCUCUGUGACCUCUGCUCCAGCCCUGUCAAGUACUGCUGCUUCGCGCCCCGCGGCCACCGCUGUUUCUGUCGCAGCCCCGACUACCAGGGCCACUUCAUCGUGCUGCGUGGCUACAACCGCGCCGCCGGCUGCAUCUUCUACAACAACCCUGCCUAUGCCGACCGAAUGUGCACCACCAGCAUUAGCAACUUCGAGGAGGCCAGGACCAGCUACGGCACGGACGAGGACAUCCUCUUUGUCUACUUGGACAGCUGACAGCGGGAGCCCGCGGUGUCCCGGCCCUCAGACGCCAUGCAGGAUCCCCGGACCCAGGUCUGGGCUGUGGGGACUGGCGGAUGCUUCUCCAUCGGCUCCGGGACACUCCGGGAAGUGGCACCAACGUCCAGUGUCGCGGUGCUGUUUACCCGGAAUGCCUGCUGGGUGCCGGGGGUGUCUGAGAGCCGAUGCCAGGGCGCGGGGCACGGCCCGAGCCGGCUUCCCCACCAGACCUCGGGCCCUGAGCCCUGGAGGGGGAAGUUGCCGGAGCUGACCCUGCUCAUCAGGAUGGCAUCUGGGGAGCCAGAGGUGGCGUGGCCUACCCCAGGCCCCUGGGGCUGUGACCGCUCUGGGCCUCUCCCCUGGAUGGGCUGUAGAAGCCCCCACACCCCCUUGUGGCAUGCCACUGCCACCACCGCCCAGCUCCCAGGAGACCACGUUCCAGUGGACCUGGCACCGGUGGAGACGCCUCACAGCCCCGUGCCCCAGUGAGCCCAGGCUCAGGGCCAAAAAGACUAGAACUCCCAACCCUCCAGGUCCUCCAGCUCCACAGGACGGGCAUGACUGCCACCAGCACAGCACAGGGGAGUCAGGAACCGCUGCCUGGGUCCCCAAGGGGUGGGCUGCCUGGUGUCAGCUUAAGCACCCCCAGCCGGGCCAGGCCUCGGACCCCCGAGGUGGGGGGGCUGGAAGCUUGUGCUUCUGAAGCGGGGUGCAGGGGCCCGGCUUCACGGCACGACCCUUUGGCACCGAACGUUGGGUCUCUGACAUCUUGAACAGAGCAUGGCAAAUAGCAUAGACUGGAGCUGUUUUCCUCUCUUGCUCGCUCUCUCUUUGGUUUGCGUUUUUGAGAUUUUAAGUUUUCACUUUUGGGGAAUGAGAAUCGCCUUCGACUAAGACAGUAA